Molecule: messenger RNA, 3809 nt
Organism: Leptidea sinapis
Lineage: Eukaryota; Metazoa; Arthropoda; Insecta; Lepidoptera; Pieridae
Gene: Amt
Product: putative ammonium transporter 2
Exons: 13
Coding region: 170-2017 (615 amino acids)
Biological process (GO): ammonium transmembrane transport; ammonium homeostasis
Cellular component (GO): membrane
Molecular function (GO): ammonium channel activity
Source: RefSeq, a predicted model, not a curated record
UAAUAUGUCAUCGUAUAUUGAAUGCAUCAACCUUUAGAGCUUGAAUUCAUUGUUUGUGUAAGAAUGCUUCGUGAACAUGAUGGUCGUGAUUACUGUCACAAAUAGUAAUUGCAUUCAACAAAUUGUUCUCUCAGGAUGAAAUUUACAACAUAAGGCCCCAUAUUCCACGAUGGACUCAAACUGGACCUUCCACACGGGCCUGAGGUCCCCAAACCUAACCAACACCACCGUGAGCCUGCAGGAGAACUUCGAGAUCGACCUGGAGGACACUAAUUGGAUCCUGACUUCAUCCUUCAUUAUCUUCACCAUGCAGACUGGUUUCGGCAUGUUGGAAUCAGGCUGUGUUUCUGUGAAGAAUGAAGCCAAUAUCAUGAUGAAGAAUCUUGCUGACAUCUCAUUGGGAGGGUUGACGUACUGGAUAUUUGGCUACGGGCUAUCAUUUGGCCAGGGCAAGUUCUCGAACCCGUUUAUAGGAGUUGGGGACUUCCUCCUGGACCCCCCGGUAGGAGACGCUCUCAUGGGACCAGUGUUCGCCUCGUUUCUGUUCCAACUUUCCUUCGCUACCACUGCCACGACCAUCGUCAGCGGAGCUAUGGCCGAAAGAUGUAAUUUCAAAGCAUACUGCCUGUUCUCUUUCCUGAACACUAUAGUAUACUGUGUUCCUGCGGGUUGGGUUUGGGGACAACAUGGCUUCUUGAACAAACUGGGUGCAGUUGAUAUCGCCGGCUCGGGGCCCGUGCAUCUUAUUGGUGGUUCAUCAGCGUUCGCGUCGGCACUGAUGCUGGGCCCUCGACUAGGAAGAUACGCCAAGGGCUACGCUCCCCUGCCCUUGGGGAAUCCGGUCAAUGCAGUGAUGGGGACCUUCGUGCUCUGGUGGGGAUGGCUUGCUUUUAACUCUGGCAGUACAUACGGGGUAAGUGGCGCUAAAUGGCAGUACGCAGCGAGAGCCGCGGUUAUGACUAUGAUGGGGUCGUUCGGCGGAGGUUCAUUCGGUCUGCUAUUCACGCUGCUGAAGAACAAAGGCCGGGCUGACGUGAUGGACCUUAUGAACAGUAUCCUGGGAUCUCUGGUUUCUAUUACUGCUGGUUGCUUCCUAUAUCGAGCAUGGGAGGCUCUGAUCAUAGGUAUGAUAGGAGCGCUGAUAGCGUCACUGAGUGCUCAGCUGUUUGACCGGCUCAGGGUAGACGAUCCUGUGGGCGCCUCCGCCGUGCAUGGGGCUUGUGGAUUCUGGGGAGUGGUGGCGGUCGGACUGUUUGCUGACAAUCCAAUACCAAUGGAGACCACAAACGGAAGAUCAGGACUUUUUAAAGGCGGCGGUUGGUACCUACUAGGUGUACAGACGUUGACAGCAGUAUGUCUGAUGAUGUGGGCCGGGAUAGUGACGAUGUUGCUGCUGUGGCUGAUAGAUAAGGUGCUGCCCAUCAGAAUGGACCCCUACGAAGAGUUACUGGGCGCAGAUCUAUGUGAUCACCGGAUUAGGCAUGGAAAGGUGGGAGUAUCACGAGCUGUCUCUGCUCUGCGGCCGUUCCACAGAUCCAAUAGCAUAGAAGAGGUUGGCGGCAUUGGAGUUAACGCUGGACAUAAUAUGAUCAUAGACAAACUUACUGAGCUCAAAAUCAAGAAAAACAAAAGAGGACCCCUAAAAAUGUUUACUAACAACGGAUUUAUAGAGGACAGUACUGUGGAACCAAUAUCAUACAGAAACAACGGGUUCCUAAACAAACGACCCGGCAAUCCAUUGAACGAACUCCAUCGAGCUAUAGACUCUAUGGAACUUGAACUCAAUGGCGAGAAAAACGCACAGACUACAGACGCUAAGAAACCAAACGCACAGAUGAUUAAUAUAGAAGAUUUUAAGGGAAAGAGGCAUAAAGAAUUAUCUGUGGCAGAGUUGGAAAUUUUGGGUGAAAUUAAUUCUAGUCAGGAUAGAUUCCGGCACAGGAUAGUGGAAGACGAUUAUAAGGAUGAUGUGUGUAGAAGUGGUGCGGCGUCGCCUAGUUUUAAAUGGAUAGAUUAAAGAUUAUUUUACAAGGAUAUUAUAAUAUUUUAUCUACACCCAUGCUUUAAAUCCUCUAUUAAAGAUUCUAAAACAGUUAGCUUAUUGCCAACAUUAAAACACCCAAUGACCUAAUAACCAUUACAUCAUCCAAACGAGUGUUGUAAUGGUGUACUGAAUUUCAUUACAAAACUCCUUUGUUUUUUUUUCGAUCCCUUCAUGCGCAGAGACAGACAGCCACAUUCUUAUUUCUCGAUGCGUGAUAUCUGUAUGAAUUUAAAAAAAAAGAACAUUUUCGUUUACGCGCGUACCACACUACCAGAAUGUCACGCGGCGUAAAUAAAUGUAGGUUAUCCAAAUCCCCGCCAGUUUUCCUCGAUAUUUUUAUUGUUUUGUUUACCAAAAAUGACCGAUUCAUAUUUUGACAGCACAAUGCCAGAUAUUUUAAACGCUGCAAAAGAGCCAUAAUAUUCAAGUGAAUUUUAAUAAUGAUUGCACUAUACAAUAUGUAAAUUACGAAUAAAAUAAAUAAUUAUUUCGUUAAUACUUAGUUUAUUUGAAUAUAAUCAGUAGGUACUUAAUGGAUGAUAUUAGGUUACUACUAGGACUGCCUAUUUUAAUGUUAGCAGUAAGCUAACUGUUUCAGAGUCUUUUAGAGGAUUCAUAUUCUGGGUGUAGAUAAAGUCUUGUAUGCAACUGUUGAUAAUUAGGUAUUAAAACACUCAUGUGAUACUAUUAUCACACUCGGCUUCACCUCGUUUGAUAAACCCACAUUCGUGUUUUAAUACCCCUUAUUACACAACAGUUGCAUAAAUAACUAUUACAAGGCAGCAGAUAAUAUGUUAUUAAAUCUCGAAAGCGUCUUAAGUUUUGACAGUGAUUUACGCAACAUGUUUACACUAACGCGCAUAUGACAAACAUUAGCUGUUUUUUUUUGUCAGAAUCAGGCUAUCCUCUUUACAUUAUUUUAAAUGUUUCCGAAUAUUGCAUUAACUUAGUAUACGAGCAUAAUAGACAAACACUCUCCUCAUUACGGCGAGACUAAAUUUAAAAUGUUCAUGUGUGCUAGUUUUACAGAUGUGUUAGUGAGUUAGUGCAGCAUGUAGUAUUUUGCUUUUAAACAAUCCCUAUGACAAAUAUUGAUAAACGGCGUCAUCAUAUUCACGUAGGUAUAAAAUAUUAUAUUUUCUAACACAUAUUUUUUUAAUCAAUAUAAUCUUCAGAAAAUAAGAGUGUUUACUGCGUAUACAAAAUAUUUUAGUGAAUAUUAUGUUCUACGAAAAUAAGCACCAAGAAGAAUCAGUAUUAAGCUGUGAAUUAAUGUUUCAUUAUUUGGAUUGUUGCUGUAGAUAACAAUACAAUUUAACACAGAACACGACACGAUUAUAUUUUUAAAUUAAUAUGCGUUAAAACUCAAUUACUUACGAUAAACACUAAAAUUAAAAUCCAAUUUCACAGGAGACUAAUGGACACUAAAAGUGUCCAAACUGUUUCAAAGCGGUUUCACGGUCCAUCUAUUCCGUCUCACCUAGGUUUUUGUGUAAGGUUAGUUAUUUCACUCUCACACAGGUUCUAUUACGCUAUUAUUCUAAGUUUAUGGGUUAUUGUGUAUAUGACGUGUCUAAAUUAUGAUUUCAUUGGUCAUACUUUUUAUUAUUACUAAUAGUAUUCACUUCAAUAAUUAUUAGCGCCAGUAUUACAAAUUAAAAAUACAUUUUGAUGUAAAAUUGCAUGUUAUUAUUUACUUAGGUUUUACGUUAACUGAUUUUUAUCUGAUAGUUGUGUUUUAUUUAAAUUAAAUUAUUUUAUUAAA